Molecule: messenger RNA, 712 nt
Organism: Durio zibethinus
Lineage: Eukaryota; Viridiplantae; Streptophyta; Magnoliopsida; Malvales; Malvaceae
Source: RefSeq, a predicted model, not a curated record
UUCAGGUCAAAGCUCCAGAUAAAGAACCAAAAGAGAAAAAAUGGCUACCUCUGCUUUGACCAUUGCAACUGCAAAGCCACUGACCCAUCAUUUCUCCAACUUUAAGUCCCCUUCUUCACCACUAUUUUCCUGUUCUUGUUAUUCUUCCUUGCCUCCUCCUCCAAGUGAAGUGAAACUCUCUAUGAACUCAAAACCUACAGCCAACAAGUGUGUUUUCAAUGUGGGUGUUGGCCUAUUAGCAACUUCAGUUCUUGCUUUGUCACCGUUGGAUGCCGAUGCCACCAGGAUUGAGUACUUUGCAACUGUAGGGGAACCUCAAUUUGAGCUUAACUAUGCUAGCUCUGGUCUUGGUUACUGUGAUGUUAUUGUGGGGUUUGGUGAGGAAGCUCCACGUGGAGAGCUUGUCAAUAUUCACUACACUGCAAGAUUUGCUGAUGGAAUAGUCUUUGACAGUAGCUAUAAACGUGCUAGACCUCUCACCAUGCGAAUUGGUCUUGGCAAGGUCAUUAAGGGAUUGGACCAGGGAAUUUUAGGGGGUGAAGGAGUCCCUCCUAUGCUUGUUGGUGGGAAACGCAAGCUUCAGAUUCCACCAAACUUAGCAUACGGACCUGAACCUGCAGGGUGCUUUUCGGGUGACUGCAACAAACCUGCCAGUGCAACUCUCUUAUAUGAUAUUAAUUUUGUUGGCGUCUACUCAGGAAAUGCAAAGUGA